This is a messenger RNA of Neurospora hispaniola, 1747 nucleotides long. RefSeq lists its product as uncharacterized. The record is from RefSeq and is a predicted model, not a curated record. The coding region runs from base 154 to 1341 and encodes 395 amino acids. The transcript has 2 exons. Lineage: Eukaryota; Fungi; Ascomycota; Sordariomycetes; Sordariales; Sordariaceae.
CCAUUUCCUCCAUCAGAAUAGUACGACGCCAAGCCAGAGCAGCACACAAAAUAGCCUUUGGUCUUCUAAUAUUUACCUGCGCCUGCCCUUCCCCAGGGCUUCAACAUUUACUACAUUGCUCUCUUCAUCCAGAAUCCCAUCUCCAGCCACAUCAUGUCGACAGAUACCCAAUCCCUCCCGACCAGGGAGAGCACACCAAGUAUUACAAGACCCAUAUCAGAGACACAGACAUCCGAUAUCACAGCCGCCCAGGUCUACACCCGCAAUCCAUCUUGCGACAGCACAAUAGCAGCAGGGGGGGAGGAAACUGUCCCGGCAUUGCCUCAGAAGAGUGCUCUGAGGGCUUCAAGGUUGCUUGACAGCUUGGCUCAGCUCAAGAUGAGUGGGACGGUUGAGACUGCCGAGUUGGAAAAGCCGUCUCCACUUGGCGACGUCUAUCUCUCUUCCGAGGAGGAAGCUUCCUCGGACACCGACAGCCUAUCCGACUAUGUCUACGAGUCCAGCAACGAGAAGGAAGCCUCUACCGCCACAACGACCUCCCGACGAAGUAGCCGUGAAGACACUGCCCGUGUUGUUUCGGUCAUCUUUUCUGGCAGGCCCUCGAUCGUCGACCUCGCCACCCUCAGGAGGGGUUCCGCAGCGCCGAGCCUAGGGGGAGGCCACAUGAGGAAGCGGUCAAGCACAGUGUCCUGCAAUAUCCCCAUCGAGCGGACAGUCACACCAGCCAGCCCCAUGUCAGCUUUUGCGCUUCCCGAAAGGAAGAGUAGUCUUCCCAUCGAUAUGAUGCCCAUGAGGAAGCCUCACUUUCUCAACGUUGACCCGUUCGCAAACGGCAGCUCCAUCUCGCUGGAUGUUCCCAGAGCCGAUACUGCAGAGGACGUGACGAGCCCGGCGAGAUCUCCCAGGACACCAACCAUGACUCUGUUGAAGGGAGUUACGAGGACCUUCAGCCUCGUCAGGAAGAGGAGCCGUCCGGCGCUGGCGAGCCCCCAGCCACUAUCAGAGCGCACCACACCGCCUCCUUCAAGACACUCUAUGAAGCCGCCACCAUCCCGCAGCAGCAUGAUGCCGCUCUCUGUCACCACGCCUCUCCCUGAGGAAGCCCCGGAGCAGCUUGUUGUACCGGGGUCACCCGCUACCUCUGAUAAGUCGUCAAGGAAGAACUUCAGAAUGUCCACGCCAUCUGGGCCAUCCUCAUCGCCCCAGCCUCCAUCACUGCCAGAGGAUGCUUCGCCCGUCUCUCCUCUUUCUCCUACCAGCGUCCCAAGGAGAGGACUCCUCAGCGGGUUUGCGGCAAGGCGCAAGAGCAUCAAGCUGACGGGACGGAUCAACAUUGCAUAAAGCGACGCGACACGCAGCAUGUACCAAACCGAACCAGACACUGAUUUUUUUUUUUACGGCAUAUUGUAAGCAUGGCGUUUUAAAGCUUGGGGAGCGGGCACAGUCCGCAGUAUCGCAUACAACAAGAAAGAGGUUGAGUUGGGAGACCUAAAAUGGAAAAGAGACGCAGACGGGAAUGACUUGGACACACAACACACACAGAUUUUCGGAUCACAUGGCGGAGCAGAGAGAGAGGAAUUCGACAUCUGUCAUGCCUGCGCAAAAGCAUAUUCAAGCACAGCAGGCCGGCGAUUAUCUUCUUUUUUUUUUUUUUCGUUUAUUUCAUACAUAUUGAAUGGAGUUCUCGGGUCAUGGGAGGUCUUUACGCAACGUCAUCCUCGGUUGCUCUGUGUUUUUUUUCGUUCGC